Messenger RNA from Phaedon cochleariae (mustard beetle), 829 nucleotides. NCBI's taxonomy places the organism in Eukaryota, Metazoa, Arthropoda, Insecta, Coleoptera, Chrysomelidae. The record is from the annotation of a GenBank genome assembly.
ACGGCAACUCUGACUGUUUUGAAAAAUAAUUUAGAAAAUAUCCCUUAUGAAAAUCAGAAUUUCGAUUUUUUGGUAGUGACUUUUAAAAAGAAUAUUAUACUACACAAAGAAAUAUUGAGGUUCACCUCUCUUAUAGAAGAGAGUUUUUCGUUCGUUAUAUUAACAAUAAUAUUGAGCGGAGCUCUGAUCAACUGUAUUUGUGGAAUAAUCAUUCUGAAAAUAAAUCUAACAUUAGCUGAAGGUUUCACAUUCUUCCUAUUCUUCGCUUGCGUGAUGAACCAAAUAGCGAUAUACUGUUGGUUUGGUGAACAAAUUAUGUCAAAGAGUGUUGAAAUCAGUACCAGUUCCUAUAUGACAAAGUGGUAUGCAGCAGAUGUGAAGUUCAGGAAGCUUUUGUUUAUAUUCAUGGAAAGAGUAAAGAAGCCGAUCAUACUGAGAGCUGGUAAUUUUUUUCCACUGAAUGUUCGAACACUUGCAACGAUCCUGCAUAAGUCAUAUUCUGCAUUCACAGUUCUACAACAAUUCUACAAGGAUAAAUAAACGCUUCAGUCACUCAAUAUCGCACCAUGGAACAGAUAACAAGGAAGGAACACUGCAUGCUUAUUCGAGUCCAUGAACAUUUAUAAAUUGAUCUAAAUAUUUAGUUAUACCUGGUCAACUCUGUACACUUCGUUAUAGUAGGUACCUAACAGAAUUUCAACUUGAAAAGUGUAAGUAUAAUACCUAUGCCUUAUUAUCUGAUGCAAUAAAAUUAAUUCAUUGUGGCACCGGCAGAGAAAAAUUCGGAUGACUCAACGCAAGGAACAUCUACCUACUACCAUAGAUCUAA